Messenger RNA from Lathyrus oleraceus (garden pea), 1806 nucleotides. RefSeq lists its product as uncharacterized. Bases 150 to 1481 code for a protein of 443 amino acids. Lineage: Eukaryota; Viridiplantae; Streptophyta; Magnoliopsida; Fabales; Fabaceae. The record is from RefSeq and is a predicted model, not a curated record. The transcript is spliced from 4 exons.
CUUCCUCACGCUAAGGUUAUUUUCUUUCUCUCUCAUUUUUCUCCUCAUUUUCCGUUUCUUAUCAUUCAUUCCGUAUCAUAAUAUAAGAUAACGAUAUUGCCAAUUUUAUUCGCAUUCUGUUUGAUUGCCGCGAAACUUCUGCUAAAGCCAUGCCGACUUUUACUGCGAUAGCAUUUGAUAGGUUAAUAGAGCCUGGAGCUUCUAGGGAGGGUCAGAGAUCUGCUUCCAACUCCUUGCCAGUUCCUAGUACAAAGAAGCUUGAGGGGAAGAGCAGUGAACCGACUGCUCGAAAGAAGGUGCCUCCUCGUCCUCAAUUAAAGCCGUCGCUUUAUGCUACUCCUGAGGUGACGCAGCUUCCGGAUUCGCCGCUUCAUAAUUCGCCGUCUUCGUUUCCGCCUUCUCCUUACAUCAUUAAUCACAAACGCCGUGGGCCGCGUCUGCUCAAGAGUUUCUCGGAGGCCAAUGUACAGGCAAAGCAGGAGGUUCAGGAGGAAGGAAAUGCUAAUGGUAUGAGCUCUGAUACUGUGGUUUCUAGUUCAGCUGGUGACCUCCAAGUUACUUUCACAAACACUGAAAAUGUUAAGGAGGAGCAAGAUAAUGGUGUACAGGAUACCAAACUUAGUAGCAGCAAUGGUGGCGAUGUAGGGCCUGCGCACAAAGAAAAUGAAAUUAGUAGCGAUCCUAAUGGAAUGCAUGAUGAUAAGGUAGCGGCGUUGAAAUUGGAAAGAGAUGGUGAGAGUGAAGACUUUUUUGAUCUAAAUGAUUCUAUGAGCUUGACAAGUUACACGGAUGGAGAGGAUAAUACAGGCACAGCACGCUCUGCAAAGUAUAGCACUGCUGGCGGGGAGUUUUUUGAUGCCUGGGAAGAACUCUCUUCUGAGAGUGGGACUCAAGGUUCUCUACGUGAUGUCGAUGCUGAAUUGCGUGAAAUAAGGUUGAGUCUAUUGAUGGAGAUAGAGAAGCGAAAGGAAGUGGAAGAAUCUCUGAAAAGCAUGCAAAGCCAGUGGGAGAGAAUCAGACAAGGGUUUUCUCUCGUUGGAAUUGUUUUACCCGCAGAUCUUACUGCUUUUGCGGAAGGUGGGCAACUGAAUUCUGAUCCCGUGGAUGAUAUAUGUCAGCAGGUUUACAUUGCUAGGUUCAUAUCAAACACCAUUGGGAAAGGAACUGCCAGGGCUGAGAUGGAGGCAGAGAUGAAAGCCCAAUUAGACUCAAAGAAUUUUGAGAUUUCUCGGUUAUUGGAACGCCUUCAUUAUUAUGAGACCAUGAAUAGGGAGAUGUCUCAGAGAAACCAAGAGGCAGUAGAGAUGGCAAGGCGUGAGAGACAGAGAAAGACUAGAAGGCAGAGAUGGAUUUGGGGCUCUAUUACUACUGCCAUUGUACUUGGUACUACAGCAAUAGCUUGGUCUUAUCUUCCAUCAAGUAAAGGAUCAACAUCUGCAGACCAUGAUCAGGUUUCCGAACCCGAUGACGGAGCCAAGUAAUAUUCCACCAACACUAACUUUGUCUAGUAAUGGUAGGAGAGGAGAAUAAAAGUUUUACAGGCUACUAUUGUGGCUUACACAUAUCAUACUUGAACAACUACAAUUUUGCGGCAUUCUGAGUAUGUGCAUAUUGAGCCGUUCGGUACAAUAACUUUGCCUUCGAGUGCAAAAGUUUAGAUGCUUGAUUAGUAAAAUGGUGCACUCUAUAUUGAUAAGAGCACAUAUAGAUUUUUCCUUACCUUGGCAUUUGAUACAUUUCAGUGCACAUAUAGAUUCUUUAUACUUGCUUCUCCAAGCAUUCUAAUACAACAGAAGAAAUUUGAUA